CGUUUGUAACUACCCCGGUAGAUUGAGGCAGACUCUGGUGCACACCGAGGGAUUCCAGCACAUACCGGUGGAUCUUGGCGCAUGCCGAUGUAUUUCGUCGCCGGAGCGCCUCCUACACGGUGUUUUCUAGGGUGCACUUCAAUUCAACGCCCCAGAGAGAAAUGCACCGCGACGAGACGACGCUCCGAGGUCGGUCUCAGAGCAUUGAAAGUUAUAGAUGCCGCGACUCUUCUGGAUGGAUGAUUGGGAUUCGUGCUUGGCUGCGCGUCGAGCCUUCUACUGCCUUGGGAGCUUUCGUCUCAGCCCUCUGGAACCUAGCAAGCUUUUCGAUUUUAUGACAACGUAUUCAAAAGACAGGCAUCACUACAACCACACGCUACUGCACCGCGGGUACUGUAUCACCUCGCGAUGUUCACACAUCGGCGUUUCUUCAUCAAAAGAGAAGUUUGUCCUGUGCGUAGAUCAGUACACUCGCAACAAGUACGGACUCCGAGCCACACUCGCCAAAUUAGAGUACUGCAGGAGAAGCGACGUGCCCGAGAAGCGUGUGGAUAAAGUGGAGAUGAUGUUUGCAGCUAUCGUAGCGGUCAUCAUCUUCGUGAACAUCAUUGGGACGACGUACGACUUAAAGCGGAAUCCUGAUAAGAAGCACAAAUACGCGGAUAAGUACCUGCUGCCAUGGUCGAUGCGUGUCAGCUGGAGGCGGCUGACCGCUGACCACGCCACGAGCGGCGACCCGCGGCUCACCGCGCUCAACCCGAUCCAGGGUACCAGAGCGGUGACGUUGCUGGUGGUGAUGAUGGCGCAUACGGUGAUCGCUUUCGAAAUAUCGUACCUUCAGAACCCCGAGUUUGUCGAAAAGGCGAAGCUGCACCCACUGACGAUGCUGCUGUAUAAUGGGUCAGUGAUCGUGCAAGGCUUCUUCGUAGUUUCCAGCUUCCUGCUCGCCUACAACCUUCUACUGUUCGCCGAGAAGAACCCUGACAAGAACGUCUCAUUGAGAAUGCUUCCACAAUGUCUGCUGCAUAGAAUUUGCAGGAUCCUGCCAGUGCACAUGUUUGCGGUGGGUCUAAUGGCGACGUGGUGGCCCCGCGUGAGUGAUGGCCCGCUGUGGGCGUCGCACGUGCGCGCUGAAUCCGCGCGCUGUCGCAGCAAGUGGUGGGCGCAUCUGCUCUUCCUCAACAACCUCGUGCGUCCCGACGAGAAAUGCCUCAUACAGUCUUGGUUCCUGGCGGUGGACAUGCAGCUGUACGUAGUUGUGUGUGCGCUGGCGCUGCUGUUGCUACGACGGCCGCGAGCAGCGUUCGUGGUGCUGCCAAUCUUAGUGGCUGUCUCCGUGAUUGCCAACUUCCUUAUCGCGUACCAUUGGGGCCUCAAACCCAUAGUCAUGGUUAUGAACCCUGAGGUGAUGCGAGGCCAAUACGUAGGUGAACCGUCGUUCAAGUGGUUGUACGCAGCGCCGUGGGCCAGCCUGCCAGCCUCCCUCCUUGGCCUGCUGUGCGCCUUCCUUCAUCGCCACAUACAGCUCGCAGGUUACAAGCCGCAGGAGAACCGGGUGGUAAUGUUUCUAUACCGCUGGUCGUUGCCCCUAAUCCUGCUGUGGAUCCUGAGCGGGCACUUGGUGGAGCAUUCGAGGGAUGCGAUUGUGGUGGCGCUCUACGCUGCGCUCGACCGAGUUGGUUACGCAAUCAUCUGCGGAUUUGCGCACAUUGGGUUCUUCCACAACAUCGACAGCGUGCUCCUUCGUUUCAUUGGGUGGCGCGGGUGGAGGACACUGGGACGGCUAUCGCUGUCGGCGCUGAUGCUGCACUGGAAUUUUGUGCUGCUGCAAGUUGCCAUCAAUACGCAAACUGCGCGUGUCGCCAUCUACGAAAUUGCUGGUCAGUGGUACAAUACGAUUAUAUUGACGUACGCAUCGGCCCUGCCGCUGUACCUGCUGCUGGAGGCACCAGCGCAGAAAUUCCUGCAGGCUCUUUUCUUUUGUAAUAACAAGCCAUAAUCCGAAUUAUCUAUGUACUAAACAUUUCAUAAUAAACAAACAAUGUAGAUAGCUUUUAUUCCAAUACAUAUAAAACGUAACUUCUUUUUAUAAAAUUUCUCACUCUACAGUUUAACUCAUGAAAUUGAGUAGCAUGCGCAUUGACUGAGCAUGCGUCAACAUUUAUUAUAUUCGAAUUGAGAAUUUGUAAAAAAAAUCC
Molecule: messenger RNA, 2198 nt
Organism: Hyposmocoma kahamanoa
Lineage: Eukaryota; Metazoa; Arthropoda; Insecta; Lepidoptera; Cosmopterigidae
Product: O-acyltransferase like protein-like
Exons: 12
Coding region: 218-1999 (593 amino acids)
Molecular function (GO): acyltransferase activity, transferring groups other than amino-acyl groups
Source: RefSeq, a predicted model, not a curated record